This is a messenger RNA of Macrosteles quadrilineatus (aster leafhopper), 2773 nucleotides long. RefSeq names its product histone acetyltransferase KAT7 (gene chm). Gene Ontology annotation, cellular component: nucleus. The record is from RefSeq and is a predicted model, not a curated record. The coding region runs from base 1 to 2439 and encodes 812 amino acids. The transcript is spliced from 12 exons. Gene Ontology annotation, biological process: regulation of DNA-templated transcription. Gene Ontology annotation, molecular function: zinc ion binding; histone acetyltransferase activity. Lineage: Eukaryota; Metazoa; Arthropoda; Insecta; Hemiptera; Cicadellidae.
AUGUGGUGCGAUCUAUCGGAUGGAUCUUCAGCGUCAGAUUCUUCGUCCUCCAGUAGUUCUUCAUCAUCUUCCUCUUCAUCGUCAUCAGGGAGUGAGUCUUCCUCAUCGGACACAGAGAACUCGUCCACAAGCAACCCCAAGAGUGGUCGAGCAUCAACGGACUCGGAGAAAAAGAAAAUUAAGAAGAAGACAGAAGGAGUAGUUAAAACUAAGAACGAACCUGUGGAAACAGAGGCUGCUAAAAGCAAAGAGAAACCUAAACGACGAGCAUCAAAUUCAGCUCAGAAAGUAAUUCAAGUGUAUUCUUCAGAGUCCGACGAUGGAAAAUCUAAGCGGAAACCUCCCACCAAACCUAAAGCUUCUGCAACUGUUACGCCUAUUACCAAACCAACCAAAUUGGCUCCUAAACCUCCCAACAAAAAGCCUUUGCCUGCAGCCAAACAGACUCACAAAGCUGUUGCCAAAGAACCAAAUAAAAAUGUAACGGUUAAAGCAGAAGCUCAAAAAAAGCUGGUUCCAAAAACUAAAAGCAUAUUCAGUCCAGAUAACAGCAGUGAAAGUGACGAUAAUGCAGCAAAUCCUCCUCCGCCUAAGUUGACAGCAAUGAAAACUGCUGCUACUGCUGCUGUUAACAAGGCUGCCAAACCCAAGCCGAAGACUAAAAAGGAAACCUCUCGUACAUCCUCGGAUAAGUCCAGAGCUAGCUCUGCCACCUCGAAUAACUCAUCUGCGUCUUCUAAUUCUUCGGGCAGCAGUUCAGACUCGGAGUCGAGUGCUGAUUCAGCUAGGACGAAUCGCACAACACGAACAGCAAGAAUCAAACCCACACCGGUGGCUAAACCUCGGGGCGUCGGGCGACCGAGGAAGAAACCUCCUCCAAGCUUGCCUGCGCCACCGCCUGUAGUGAGCGACAGUGAUCCUAACAACACUCCAUCCAUCACCACACGCAAACAGACUCGGUCAGCUAGCGCGCGACGCAGCAAACACCUCACCGGCCGCACUCCCAGCGAAAGCGAGACUGAGUCUGAGAGCAAGACGAGUAUGACCAAGUCCCCAGUGAAGAAGGCAGGGCCUAAAGGUCCAGCUUCUCAGAGGAAACCGAAAACUAGUCCGGGGUCAUCGGAGAGUGGUGGGGGGAGAGAGAUGGUGGAGGAGGAGCGACGUUGUCCGCUCGAUCAGUGCGACUCUCUCGGGCAUCUGAGCGGCAAACUGGCUCGGCACUUCACACUUGAGGCGUGUCCUUUGUACCACAACAAGACUUCUCAACAGUGCAAGGAUGCUUACCAGGAGCAUACGAAGCGAGACGAGGAGCGUAAGAAGGCUGCAAGUUUGCUCAAGUCGAGUCACGCCAACAAUCCGACGCCAGACCAGAAAGCUUACCGGGACCUGGUGAAGGAGUUGCGCAGUAAGACGGUAGAGAGUGACAAUGAGGACAGCUCCAGCAGUGACCCGACCAUCGCCAGCAUCAAAGAGAGAGAGCCGAACCUCAACAAGUGUGCACCCAAGUACGACCUCAGACUGUUCCAGGAGGCACAGGCACUCGCCUCAGAAACUAUUGAGGAAGACCUGAAGGGGCUGCCCAACGUGAAGGGCACCAAGUGUAUAGAGAUGGGCAGGUUUGAGAUGGAGGUGUGGUAUCAGAGUCCGUACCCUGAUGACUACGCUAGGCUACCCAAGCUGUACCUAUGCGAGUAUUGUCUUCGCUACAUGAAGAGCAGAGUAACACUGGACAGACAUGCCAACAAGUGUGUGUGGAGACAUCCGCCAGGCGAGGAGGUGUAUAGAAAAGAGAAAGUGUCCGUUUGGGAGGUGGAUGGCAAACGGUACAAAUCGUACUGUCAAAACUUGUGUCUCCUCGCCAAGUUCUUCCUGGACCACAAGACACUGUAUUACGAUGUGGAACCGUUCCUCUUCUACGUCAUGACAAUAGCAGACUCGGACGGAUGUCAUACUGUCGGCUACUUCAGUAAGGAGAAGAACUCGUUCCUAAACUACAACGUCUCGUGUAUUCUCACUCUGCCACCUUACCAGAGACAAGGCUACGGAAGGCUACUCAUCGACUUUAGUUAUCUACUGACCAGGGUGGAAGGCAAGAUAGGCUCCCCAGAGAAGCCUCUGUCUGACCUGGGCCUCAUCUCCUACCGCAGCUACUGGAAGGACGUCCUACUGGAGUACCUCUGUAACCUGGGAGGCAAGACUCUGUCCGUUAAAGACAUAAGUCAAGAAAUGGCCAUAAAUUCCUACGACAUAGUCAGCACUCUCCAAGCUCUUGGUAUGAUGAAGUAUUGGAAAGGGAAGCACAUCAUUCUAAAGAAACAGGAUGUGAUAGAGGAGUAUGUAGAGAGGACCAAGCGGCGGGGGCCUAGCUACAAGGAGAUAGACCCCGCCUGUCUCAAAUGGACCCCGUUUGUGGCCCCCCACAACCCAGCCAGCACAUGAAGGCAACAGUUGGCACAAGGGGAGCUGUCCAGCUGAGCCCUUGUGUCUGCCCAUGCAGAGAUAUCUGCCAGACUAUGGAACAAGCCUGCGUCUGCCGUCCGCUCCUUUUAUCUUUUCUGAUCCACUGAGUGUUCUGAACCAAAGUAUCUCACAAGUCAACACAUUUACAUCUACUUGUUUUUCUCUAGGACCAAAUGUUUUUGGAAUCAAUCUUCUCCAUGACACUACGCUUUAUGAGUGAGGCUGAAUUAGUGAAUAUAGUGCUUAUCCAUUAAUCUAGGGAAAAGUCAGUAGCUUUUUGAUGGUUCAAAACUGGGCACAGCUGUUUUUGAUC